This is a messenger RNA of Melampsora larici-populina 98AG31, 522 nucleotides long. RefSeq lists its product as uncharacterized. The record is from RefSeq and is a predicted model, not a curated record. The transcript is spliced from 3 exons. Lineage: Eukaryota; Fungi; Basidiomycota; Pucciniomycetes; Pucciniales; Melampsoraceae. The coding region runs from base 1 to 522 and encodes 173 amino acids.
AUGACUCAUCCUAAUCUCCCUAAAUUCGAUCAAACGUUCAUUCAACGUUCUCGAAAACGCAAUGCCGUUUUAUUAGGACAUGGUCUGGCUUCUGCUCCUGCUAUUCCUUCUCUUACUCCUACUCCUUCUGCUCCUUCUGCUCCUUCUCUUCCUUCUGCUCCUUCCGUUUCUUCCUCUCCUUCCGUUUCUUCCAUUCCUUCUGCUUCAUCUCCUGCUAAAAGAAGACGUAAUGCGGUCUUGACUGGCAAUCGCAACGCCAUCUUUGUGGAAGACGGACUUCCUUCAGUUGUUCGUGGUACAUCCCCCACUCGACGAAGACGUAAUGCAGUGAUCUUUGAAAACGGUUACAUUCCUACUCAUCAUCAACAUUUCAUUCAACCCACUCAAAGUUCUCAACCCAAAGACUCUGAUUUCUCUGCUUCUCAAAUCGCUCAAGCUUUACUGAACUUUAGAGAUCAAGAGCUGGCGCUUGCUGAUGAAAUGCUUGAAGCCUCAAUUGCUACCCCUAUCGAAGGAGACUAA